UCAUCUGUCUGAUUUGCAAAAACACCCACGUGACAUACAUUUUACCGGUAUCACGUGACUUUCCUUGGCAGCUUGCCCAUGGUGUUUUAGGGACCCUGCCGUAGUUAAAGAUGCUGCUGUUUCUGAUAAUGUUACCAGUUAGACAAAGACGAUAAAGAAAGGACACGACAAGAUUGGAUAAGGCUGACGAGGGCCACUUUUGUCUCUGAGCACCAACACGUACGUCUGUGGAACAGGAUGGAGAACGAGACUGAAUCCAAAAAGCUGAACGGCCAGCCUGAGGGUCCUGCGACCCUUUCAAAACCCAAAGAGAGCAUGCAGCUCAAAAAGGAAAUCUCUCUCCUGAACGGCAUCAGCCUCAUCGUGGGGAACAUGAUUGGCUCAGGCAUAUUUGUGUCGCCAAAGGGGGUUCUCAUCUACAGCGCCUCCUACGGACUGUCUCUAGUUAUCUGGGCCAUCGGUGGCAUCUUUUCAGUGGUAGGUGCUCUCUGUUACGCAGAGUUGGGCACGACAAUCACUAAAUCCGGCGCCAGCUACGCCUACAUCCUGGAGUCUUUUGGAGGCUUCAUGGCGUUCAUACGUCUAUGGACAUCGCUGCUCAUCAUCGAACCCACGAGUCAGGCUGUUAUUGCCAUCACCUUUGCCAACUACUUGGUUCAGCCGCUCUUCCCCACCUGCGAGCCGCCGUAUUCUGCUUCUCGACUUAUUGCUGCAGCCUGUAUCUGCCUGCUGACCUUUAUAAAUGCGGCUUAUGUCAAGUGGGGUACCAGGGUGCAGGAUGUCUUCACUUAUGCCAAAGUGCUGGCCCUCAUUGUCAUUAUUAUCACAGGGAUAGUGAAACUGGGCCAAGGUUUCACAAUGAACUUCGAGGAUUCUUUCCAAGGCUCGUCUCGUGACCCAGGAGAUAUCGCUUUGGCAUUGUACUCGGCUCUUUUCUCGUACUCAGGCUGGGACACUCUUAAUUUUGUCACAGAAGAAAUUAAGAACCCUGAAAGGAACCUUCCUCUCUCCAUUGCGAUCUCCAUGCCCAUCGUUACGAUCAUCUACAUCCUCACAAACGUGGCCUACUACGCUGUGCUUGACAUGAGUGCCAUCCUCGCCAGUGAUGCUGUCGCUGUGACGUUUGCAGACCGCACCCUGGGAGUGAUGAGUUGGACCAUCCCCAUUGCGGUUGCUUUAUCUUGUUAUGGAGGUCUUAAUGCUUCCAUCAUUGCUGCAUCUAGGUUGUUCUUUGUGGGAGCUCGAGAAGGUCAUCUUCCAGAUGCUUUGUCCAUGAUUCAUGUGCAGAGAUUCACACCAGUUCCUGCACUGCUAUUUAAUUGUGCCAUGGCUUUGAUCUACCUUACAGUGGAGGAUGUUUUCCAGCUGAUUAACUAUUACAGCUUCAGUUACUGGUUUUUUGUUGGCCUUUCAAUUGCUGGGCAGAUCUACCUUCGCUGGAAGGAGCCAGACAGGCCCCGACCACUGAAGUUGAGUCUGCUGUAUCCCAUCAUCUUCUGCAUUUGUGUCGUGUUCCUGGUGGCUGUGCCGCUUUAUUCUGACACACUCAGCUCACUCAUUGGAAUUGCUAUUGCCCUCUCUGGAGUUCCUGUUUACUUUUUGGGUAUCUAUCUUCCAGAGUCUAAACGCCCACCCAUCAUCACUAAACUACUAAAUGCCAUCACCCGUUUCACCCAGUUCACGUGCUUUUGUGUGCUCACCGAGAUGGACACUGUUGAUUAGAACACUUGCACCCCUCUGACCCACAAACCCACUGGUUCAGGAAGAGGAAACCAGUAUCUGGAGAUAAGGGAAAAAGAUCUUCCACACUUUUAAAGACACAGAUGCACUCCUAAUGUCACUGUGUUGGAUUCUUCUUUUUCUUUAUUAUAAGGUAUCUGUUAAGGUCACGGUGCACUGCGGUAUUAGAAAUACGACCUUCUGAACUUUAUGGCGUGAAAAUAGAGGCCAUUUUAAAGUUCUGGUUCAUAAUGGUACCAGUGGGCUUACGAUGGAAACAUCAUCUGUAUUCCUCUCAGUGAAAUGAGAACAUGAACAGGAUGCAGUGGUUUGCGUGUGCCCUUAUGAACAUGGCCAAGAGUUAGAUUUGUGUUUGUAACAUUUUUCUCUAUUUUUUAACUAACAUGCUUUUAUUUUAGAAUCUAGAUUUUACAAUUUGUCAAUUAAAUUAUACACCUUUUUUAAACUGAAAAAGGUUUGAUUUUAUUUUUAUCUUCCUCAUCGUGAUUUACUUUCGCACAUAUCUGUCAGUUCUUUUAUAGUAUUUGGAGUGUUUUCGGUGUUGGCCAGAGGUCAGUCCUGUAUAAAUGCCCGCAUGCCUUAACUGGCUUUUAGGGGAAGGUGAUUAUACAAAGUCAAAUCUGCUGCUAUACAUAUAAUGAAACAUCACAUGCUCACUUGUGGAAGAAGCUAGGUAAGAAUAAAGAUGAAGAGUACAUCAGAUGUGCUGGUAACAUUUGUCGACUCACUCUAGGAAAGUUCUUUAAGUACAUCUGUUCUAAGUGUGGAUCUUUAUUAUCUGUAUUAUCAAAUUCUGUUAACUUUAAAUGGUAUCCCAGAUUAAAUAAGCAAUAAACAUAUAUAUAUAUUUUUUUUUUACUGGUGAAAAUCCCAGUUUACUCAGGAUGCAAGUCCAGAAGUGAUUUAAACAGGUCAUUCUGAUAUGUUUACCUUGUAGCAUGAAAUACACUGAACAGCUUUCACACUAUUUUUGUUAUUUGCCUUUAUUAAUUUAUUGCAAAGAAUAUCAAUAAAACCUUUUUUCUACCAGACAAACUGUUUGAAUAAAUUAAAUGAUUCAUUUUCA
Ctenopharyngodon idella (grass carp) is the source of this 2806-nucleotide messenger RNA. It is a transcript of the gene slc7a6, whose product is annotated as solute carrier family 7 member 6. The transcript is spliced from 10 exons. The record is from RefSeq and is a predicted model, not a curated record. Gene Ontology annotation, molecular function: L-amino acid transmembrane transporter activity. Gene Ontology annotation, biological process: amino acid transmembrane transport. Gene Ontology annotation, cellular component: membrane. The coding region runs from base 238 to 1722 and encodes 494 amino acids. Lineage: Eukaryota; Metazoa; Chordata; Actinopteri; Cypriniformes; Xenocyprididae.